AUGUCCGACACGACUUCGUUGUCUUCGCAGGUGAAGAAGCUGAACCUCGCCGAUGCACCUGCAACUCCAAGCUCGUCAAGCUCCACGCAACCUUCUGAACUGGUAGCGGUAGUCGAUGAUCUUCUCAACCAAUUGACGACCAAGUUCAACACCGUAUCCGCCGACAUACUCGCGAAGAUGGACAGCAUGUCCCAACGCCUCGAUGCCCUCGAGUCUCAAAUCCAAGCCGGUAACGCUGCAGCAGCCGCUGAGACGGAUAAUGAAGACAAGUAG
Messenger RNA from Fulvia fulva, 273 nucleotides. RefSeq lists its product as uncharacterized. Gene Ontology annotation, biological process: cellular heat acclimation. Gene Ontology annotation, molecular function: transcription corepressor activity. The transcript has 3 exons. NCBI's taxonomy places the organism in Eukaryota, Fungi, Ascomycota, Dothideomycetes, Mycosphaerellales, Mycosphaerellaceae. Bases 1 to 273 code for a protein of 90 amino acids. Gene Ontology annotation, cellular component: nucleus; cytosol. The record is from RefSeq and is a predicted model, not a curated record.